Amyelois transitella is the source of this 6183-nucleotide messenger RNA. RefSeq names its product ubiquitin carboxyl-terminal hydrolase 16/45 (gene Usp16-45). Gene Ontology annotation, biological process: protein deubiquitination. Gene Ontology annotation, molecular function: cysteine-type deubiquitinase activity; cysteine-type endopeptidase activity; zinc ion binding. The record is from RefSeq and is a predicted model, not a curated record. Gene Ontology annotation, cellular component: cytosol; nucleus. The coding region runs from base 177 to 3470 and encodes 1097 amino acids. Lineage: Eukaryota; Metazoa; Arthropoda; Insecta; Lepidoptera; Pyralidae. The transcript has 7 exons.
GAACCUUUAUUUUAUUUUAUGACUUAAAUAUUACUGGCAACACAGUUAAAAUGGCUGACGGCCGUGGUUUACUUUUCUGACAAGAAAAAUCUUAAAAUUAGGAUUUCCUUUAGCCUUGACUAUUUAAUUGUUUCUUUGUUUCGUCGACAUUUAUAAUUUCCUGAUUCAGCUUGAAAAUGGUCAAGAAAAAGAAAGCUAGUGAUCCCACCGAGAACGGGGACGAUUCGACAGAGUCCUGCGAUGAAAACGUCAAAUCCGCAUGUCCUCAUAUUGCAAAAUCUGUGUUCCUGGUUAAAUUGAAGAAAUGUCUGAAGGCUGGUGGCUUCGAGAAAGAAUGUUCGGAGUGCAAGGCAAUGACAAAGACUGAAGUAUGUGACCCAGAUUUCGAGGAAGAUCUCACACUGUGGAUGUGCUUACGUUGUGGUUCUCAGCUGUGCGGGCGGGCGCGAAACAAGCACGCCCUAGAGCACUACAAGAAGGCCCACUCUGACCCACACUCUGUCACAGUAAACACUACAACAUGGGAGGUACAUUGCUAUGAUUGUGACAAUGAAGUGCCAGUCUCCAGCUCCAGAAAACUGAACGAAUGCAUUGAAUUCCUAAAGAAACAAGUCGUUGUUGAGAAACCAAAGCCCUUGCCUCCUAUAGAACUGUACUUUGAGAGCCGCAAAGUAGACUUAGGACUGCCAGUAGAAAAUCUAAUUAAAACUGAUAAACUUAAGGAUAAAGCAACAUCAAUGAACCUGCCUAGAGUAAGAGGACUCACCAAUUUAGGAAAUACAUGUUUUUUCAACUCUGUUAUGCAAUGUUUAGUUCAGACUCCCUAUUUAUUACAAGUCCUACAGGAAAUGGCUACUCCUGGAGAGAGAUUCACUCUUCCCGGAGGAAAGUUGAAGUUGAAGGUUGACGGGGAUGCUGAGGGGAAGGAAGUGGAUCUCCCGCCGAUCACGGGACAGCUUGCGGAGUGGGGCACCCUGACCCGUACCUUGGCAGAGACGUUAGCAGAAUUGCAAGCAGGUGAAGGCGGAGUGUACACCCCCCGCAAACUGCUAUCAGCGCUGGUGAAUAAGCUGCCUCAAUUUGACGGCGGGGAGCAACACGAUGCCCAUGAGCUGCUGAGGCAUUUGCUGGAGGCCGUCAGAUCGGAAGAUCUACGCCGCUACCAGUCCGUGAUUCUUAGUAGCCUGGGCAUGAGCUCCAAGGUAGACCCUGCCAAGGUUGAUGGGGAGGUCAAGCAGAAGGUCAAGUUUUAUGGUCAACAGGCCUCCGACACCAUGCUGAGGCCAGAACAGGUGUUCCGCGGGUUCCUUGUGUCCACACUGGAAUGUCAAGACUGUUUCAACCAAUCAGACCGAGCGGAGUAUUUCCUGGACCUGUCUCUUCCGGUGGCCGCUUGCAGGCCCCAGCCCCCCGCUGUGUUGAGAAGGAAAACGCCUAAUGAUGAAAAUACGUAUAACACACAAGAAGAGAACAAACCUUCAAAACACCAACUGAAGAAGGAGAAGAAGCGGAGAGCUCACCGCAGGAACACUAGUGGUCACGCUGCUCCCAAAGAGGAGUCUCCAGCCGCGGAGGCCGGCACCAACGGCGCCAAAGACGACGGCAAGUCCUCCUCCGAGCAGUCUGACGCUGACGUGGAGGACAACCUCGAAGACGUGCCCAGGCGCAACGACACCCACACCAGCUCCGUGGGCAGCCAGGCCAUCGCCCACACUGCCUCCAACUUCGCAGCGUACCACAUGAGCGACUCCACGUACAACUACGAUAAACUCGGGAACACAACUCACAGCACCUAUCGCACUAGUCCGGUCGAUCUCGAUAAAGAAAAGAAUGAUAACACUCCGGAAUGUGCAGAUAAAGAUAAAUGCGUAACACAACCGCCUCCGCGAUUCCCGACUUUGCAGCUCCCGUGUGAUUAUAAAAGAGAUAAUGCCGAAGACAAUGAUAAUGUUGAUACAAAACCUGUUUCGGACACGGCGUCCAAUUUCGCCGCUUACCAUCUCACUUACGACUUGAAGGAAAAGAGCGACAAUACUCCGGAAAAUGCCGAUAAAGUGGAGUUGGUCGAUUCGUCAACCUCCACUGUGGCUAUACCCUUAGAAUACAAACCUCUCAUAUCUCUUGAGAACCUGUCCAACCCUGACUCGGGCGUUGCGAGUCCUGAAACCACGAAACAUAAUUCAACAGAGACCGUGGACAAUGUGGACUCUCCGAUCAACGGUAAAGAACUUGGCAGUCAUAGUUCUCUAUCGAGCGAAAUAAACCUCGAUCUGUCGAGCCCGCAACACAAUAACUUGUCGCCGGACAAAGACUUUGAAACACCAGAGUCUGAAGCGGCCGGCACUAAGCCUACUCCUAGAACUGAAUUGGAAAGGCCGGCUUCGAGAAGAUCUUUUGCUAUGGAAUAUUCAAACGAAGUCGUCUCUAGAGGCAUCAGUGUUCAAGGAUGUAAGAAUGUGCUGGAACAUAGCGGAGAAAGCAGUUACGAAUCCUUACCGGAGAAUAAGAACUUAGUGAUCAAUGAUUUGCAUAAUUACUACCAAAACAUCGCUAAUAAAGUGGACGAGUUGAAGCUUAUUAUGGAGGAUUCUAAAAAUUCGAAGGCCCAACCCUCACAGCCGUCUCCGGUGGCAGCUGAACCAGAGCCCGAACGGGGAACAUCUGCUCGGACCACGUUCAGACCAAGGACCACAGCUUUGGAACCUAAAGUCUAUAACGUGGACGUCAACAAAAAGGAGACCAACACUAAUGAUUAUUUAUACUCCAGACCGACUCUCUCUUCACCUUACGUAUGCGAGGAAGACGAGUGCAGCAUCCAGUCAUGCCUGAGCCAAUUCACAGCUCUAGAACUCCUAACAGGGAACAAUAAAGUCGGAUGCGACAACUGCACAGAGAGAAUUAACGGCAAAGAUGGCAAGACCGUAUACACUAACGCGACCAAGCGCUUCUUAGUGUCCAGUCCGCCCGCGAUCUUGAUCCUCCAUCUCAAACGGUUCCAAAUAGGUCCGCGGUGCAUGUUCAGGAAGAUGUCCAAACACGUCGACUUCCCGACCAUAUUGGACUUGGCGCCGUUCUGUGCAAUGGACAAGUUGAAGAAACUGCCGAAUGUCGCGCGCGGGCAGAACGAACUUUUGUAUUCGUUGUACGGAGUGGUGGAGCAUUCGGGGGGGAUGCACGGGGGGCAUUACGUGGCGUACGUGAAGGUGAGGCAGCCGGUGAGGGCCGGGGACCCCCGCUGGUGGUUCCUGCCCAAGAGCGCCAACAUCCCGGCCGCCAGCGCCAACGGAGACGGCGACGCCGACUCGGAGUCCGACCUGUCCGGGUACGAGUCCGGGGAAGGCCCGGGCUCCGCCGCAGAAGCGCCGUCCGGCAAGUGGUACUAUAUAUCCGACAGUAUGGUCACAGAAGUGACCGAAGAUAAAGUGUUGAACGCACAGGCAUAUCUCCUUUUCUACGAGAGGAUCUACUAACAACGCCCGCCCGCUCUCCUUGCCGUGUGCGCUGAAUGGCCUAACAAUUUGUGUUGGAGUGGCAUUUAAGUGGAAGACUGAAGCUUAGAAUGGAUAUAAUACGUAGAGAGGAUUGCGUGACGUCAUUAUAUGCAUGUUCCGCCAGUCCUGUAAAUAGUUUUGAAAUUUCAUUUAUUGGCUUUGCGUUUUAAAUUAAUUAUAUUUUAUCGCGAUGUAUGACUUUGAAUAUCGUCCCAUUUCGAAUGUGCGGUUUGUUACGUUUUCAUUUUCUGAUCUUUUUCCUGAGGUGUGUACUUUGAGUCAAUCGGAAAAAGGCGAAAUAUAUUGUCAUCAUUAAAUUGAGAAAUUCCUUUGAUGAAAUUUUGACACACUACAACAGCUAAUAUUAUCAAUUAAACCUAAAGAUGCACACAACAGGAAAAAUAAUAAAAAAUAGACCUGUUCAUGUACAGAUAACAAUGAAGUUCCUGCAUCUAAGAAGCUUUCUAGAAAGGAUUAAGAUAACAUGUUCUAUUUCAUUAUACAUAAUAAAUUUAGUUCCCUUAGACCAAACCAAAUCUAACAAAAACAAGCGUCACAAAGUUAAUAUAUUUUGGCACCAAAAACUGGCUCCAGCCUGUAUUGCAUCUCUACAGCCAUUUUGAGGGUCAAAUUGUAUGCACCUGUUUAUAACACGCAGAUUUUAUAGUAAUGACCGAUUCGUGUGAUUCUAUGGAAAUGCCACUUAACUUAGUUUAGUUUUCGUUAACUUUGAUUAAUUUGUAUCAGCAUAAAGUCGAUUUUUGAGUUGCGCCAUUUUUUUUUCAUCCCCAAUUUCACAUUAUCGCAUGCUCAUUAACCGUUAUGACGAUGAUUUAACUGAAUAACCUAAAUCAAAGUUUUGUCACACGUUGAAAGUAUUAUUAUUUCAUACAUAUUAAGUAAUUCCUCACAUAAGAAAUUGAUUAAUUCAUUUAAUCUAUACUUCUGUAAUGACAAGUCCAUCAACUUAAAAACAUAAACUCGCUAUAGAAAACAGAGGCGUGUGUCAUUUGCGCCGUACCCUCCUUAAUGCGUUGUCAGUAUCAUUAUGUUAAUAUAGUAAGUUAAAAAUGUAACAAUCGGUGCGCACUAGUUAUAAUUUGGUUGUGUCGUUCAAUUUCAAUGGUGGUCUUCCAUUGGAUAGUCAAGCACGCAGUAUACAUACAUAGGUAGAUUUCGAUUUUAAACCAUAUGGAGUAUGAAAUGAUUUGUCUGAAUUUAUUUAUUUAUACGUAACUCGCGUUUUAGUCAAUUAUUGAACUUCGCAUCCGCAGUUAAAAAGUUUGUAUCUAUAUAUUUGAAGAAGUCUGUGUUCAUGUAUCUUUCGAUUUGUCUAAAUUGGACACUUAAUGAAAAGAAAGCAAUACAACAGUAUUUUCAAGCCAAUGCUUUGUUUUUUUAUAUAUAAAUUUUUGCUUAUCCCGAAGAAUUUGUAAUUGCUUCAUUUUGAUUAACAGAACUUCAAUUUAGAGAUUUCACUUCGUGAGAUUUUUAAGUAAACGCAAAUAAUACCUGAAUGCGUGCUAUGAUGUAAUCUGAGGGUGGAUUUUUCUAAUCUCUGAUAUCUGUCAACUAAUGUGACAAUUUUUUUCAACAAUUAAUACCUUUAUGAAUGUCAUCUUGAGUAUAUCUUGAUUAUGAAAAAUCCGCUUAGAAAAAUACUAUUGGAUUAUUUAAUUCAAGAAAAUAUCUUGCGGAUGCGUUGAAUUUAUGAUAUUUACAUAUUUUCACAAUUAUGUAUUAUGAAUAUUAUGAUUUUGUAAUUUUCUAUGUAUAAUUUGCUUCAAGGCACAGAAAUUGUACAUACAUAUUUAUUUGACCAUUCGCUUCAUGGGAUGGUAAUAAUUUUCAUGUUUUAAAGAAAUUGUUAUUUUAAAUCGUGGUUAUUGUAAUCCCUAUUUAGAUUUAGGGUUGCCAUGCAUAUACGUGAAUUUUUGAAGAAUAUUUGUCAAAACAAUAAUUUUACUACAUUACAUAGAACUUAACAGUUUGUAUAACUAUUUUAUUGUUAUGGCAAAAGAAACUUAAGCGUAAUAGUAAUUAUGCGUGUCAACCCUAAUCGACUUAAUUACCAUGCAUUAUUUUAAUGUAGAUUUAGAUUUUGUAAAGCCAUGAUAACUUUGAUCUUGAGUUUCAGUUAAGUUUUAAUUAUGUAUUGUUUAUUGCGAGUUCUCAAUUUUGUUGCUUUACCCGCGUGUAACUAAUCGUCGGUGUAGGGUCGAAGCUGGCAACACUGGGUUAUGAGUACUAAAGUUCUCUAACUCUUAUUUACUUUCGAUUAUUCUUAUUUGCUUUUUUUUGAUACAUGCGUUUCUCAAGCGUAAAUAACAAUUUGAAACUGCUGAAGCCGUACAUAUUUAAUGUAUUUCCUUGGGAUAUAAAUUUUCUUUCAAUAUUAUUGAUGACUCGUCCAUUUUAUGGAGGAUUUUUGAUGGUUAGUUAUAAUUAAACUUUGAGUAAAACUUAAAUACUAUAUACCUAAAUACCAUCUUAUAGAGAGCCUUAACGUUUCUCGUACUAAUAUAUCGCCCAGUGUUGCCAUGCUUCAACGUCAGUUGUUUGCAUUUGUCGAUAGAAUUGUACCGUGAGUUAGCCUGUGUUAUAUUAUUAUUUGAUAACUUUUGUACAUUGAAUUCAACUACUGCAUUAUAAACCAGGUGUAUUUAAAUAAAAUAUAGUCUUAAAACGUCAA